UCUCAACUUUUUGUAGAGACAAACCAACGCAAUAAAAUGUGAUAAUCAGCUAUUGCUGUUUAUUUUCCAUCUACUUUCCUGACUUUCUGUCGCAUCACGACCGCUGAUGUUACUCAGUGUUCCCUCAAGUCAAGUGAAUUCACGGACUUUCCUAAUUAGAACUUCAGUGCUGUGAUAAGAUUUGUGAAGCUAUCUCUUUGAUAUAGCAUAAGUGAAGAGACUACGUAAGCAUACACCAAGUUUCAUGGUUUCACUUCGAUAGACUGAAAAAUCUGAGAUUCGCACUGUGAUUUUGUAUUCAAGUCAAGAUCGAAAGCAUAUUUCUUAUUAAUGUUCUGUGCUAUGAAUUUUGAUAUUGACCAUCCUAUCAUAUCCGAAUUCACAAUACCUGUACUACUUUCACCUUUUUAGAGAAAUCAUAAUACCCCAACUAAGCGAACACUAUGUUAGGCGGAACGUCCUAUCGCCUUAUCAACCUUAAAGCAUGGAGAAAUAUCCGGAGAUUCUGUAGCGAUCCUAAGAAAAUUCCCGAACUUACAAAGAAUCGUUACGAAGUAAAACGAGGACAAUAUGCUGAAAUAUGUGAACAAGAUUUGGCAACAUUCGAAAGCAUUGUCGGUAAAAAUCAUCUUCUUGUCGAUUCUUCAGAAGUAGAACCAUACAACAUUGACUUUAUUCGGUGUGUACGUGGCUACAGCCGUGUAGUACUUAAGCCAAAAAACACCCAACAAGUAUCCGAAUUACUAAAAUACUGCAACACUCGUAAAAUAGCUGUUUGUCCUCAAGGAGGCAAUACGGGACUUGUUGGUGGAUCUGUUCCGGUCUUCGAUGAAGUUAUCCUGUCUACUCAAUCCAUGAACGAAAUUGAGAUGAUUGACGAAAUUUCAGGGGUUUUGGUGUGCCAAUCAGGGUGUAUUUUGGAGCAAUUAGAAGAGAAGGUACACGAAAGAGGGCUUUGUAUGCCCUUGGAUUUAGGUGCUAAAGGAUCAUGCCAUAUUGGCGGAAAUGUUUCAACGAAUGCAGGUGGACUAAGGCUUCUUCGGUAUGGCAAUUUACAUGGAUCAGUACUCGGAGUUGAAGUGGUUAAGGCAGAUGGAACUAUUUUGGACCUAAUGUCGAACUUUAAGAAGGAUAAUACGGGCUACCAUCUGAAACAUCUUUUCAUCGGAUCUGAAGGAACACUUGGUUUUAUAACAAAAGUUGCAAUUUUCUGUCCAGCCUCUUCCAAAGCUGUUAAUGUUGCAUUUCUUGGCCUGGAGAACUACGAAAAUGUGAUGAAGACCUUCUUGCUGGCCAAGCAACAAUUGGGCGAGAUUCUCUCUUCCUGUGAGAUGAUCGAUGCACAAUCAUUGGAAUGCAGUACAAAACCUUUCAACCAUUCAUCCCCAAUCCCAGAAUAUCCUUUUUACAUGCUAAUUGAGACAUCAGGAAGCCGAGUGGAACACGAUGAAGAGAAAUUGCAUGAUUUCCUCAAUAAUUCAAUGGAAUCGGGAAUUGUUCUCGAUGGAACAACGACGAAUGAAUCCAGGAAGAUGAGGGAUAUUUGGCAACUUAGAGAAAGAAUUGCCCCUGGAAUUCUUUAUGAUGGAUUUUGCUUUAAAUACGACGUUUCAGUGCCCCUGAAGCAUUUCUACGACAUUAUUCCGGCGAUGAAGGAGCGCGUAGGAAGUUUGGCAACAAAAGUCUGCGGAUAUGGGCAUAUUGGUGAUUCCAAUUUACACCUUAAUGUGAGCUGUCCGGAAUUUACUCAAGAAAUAUACAAAUUGGUAGAACCAUUUGUUUAUGAGUUCACGAGUAAUUUGAAAGGCAGCAUAAGUGCAGAACAUGGAAUUGGUUUUCUCAAGCCCAAUUACCUAAAAUACUCAAAGAGCCCUGAAGCCCUGGACUUGAUGAGAGAAAUGAAGACCCUUCUGGAUCCCAAUGGAAUCCUCAAUCCCUAUAAAGUCUUGCCCAGAAAUUUGUAAUAUUUUUUUUAUAAUUGUUAAAUAAAUUGUUAUGGUUUUAUUUCGGAAA
This is a messenger RNA of Phlebotomus papatasi, 2013 nucleotides long. It is a transcript of the gene D2hgdh, whose product is annotated as D-2-hydroxyglutarate dehydrogenase, mitochondrial. Gene Ontology annotation, molecular function: catalytic activity; FAD binding. Bases 444 to 1964 code for a protein of 506 amino acids. Gene Ontology annotation, cellular component: mitochondrion. The record is from RefSeq and is a predicted model, not a curated record. The transcript has 6 exons. Lineage: Eukaryota; Metazoa; Arthropoda; Insecta; Diptera; Psychodidae.